AUGGAGUCGAUGAUUGACUGGAUCAGUCCUCUCGCAAGUUCAGCGCUAUCCCAGUUCUUGCGCCUCGAAGGACCAGCGACAAAAUAUGAGGUGGAGUGGGUAGAUGAUCAGAGCAACCUACGGUUCAGAGGUCCAACCUCGCAGCCAGUCCAGGUCGUAAAAUGGGAUAAACAAGCGCCUCCGACCACAGCGAUUCUGUCCGAUUCCGUCACUUCAAUUCGUGCGAUCUUUUCGAGUGAGUUCUUAGAGGACUUGCCGAAAAAUGAAUUGGAUAAGUUCAACAACAUCCGGAAAAAUGACAUUGGUUGUCGUUUGGAGCUCUUGGAGUUCGAGCUUGUGCUUGAGUACAUCAAGUCGCAACCAGCUAUCCACCUCUUUAUCGAGGCAUUCAGCUUUGUGGACCAACCUGGGUUCGUGAACAGUGUGGCAACGCCUGUUUCGCUUGACGAGAUUCCCGAAAUUAGAAAUCUAAUUGAUAAAGCUAUCAUUCAAGCCCAUAUUCCCCUUUACAUCCGCAAUCGCAGGACUAACGGCGGCCUCGAUCCUGAAGACAAGUCUGAACCUGGGGAUGAGUCUGAGUAUGAACCAGAGGAGGAUCCUGAUUCCGGGGACAAGUAUCAAUACGAGGAGCCUGAAUCUGAGGAUGAGUAUGAACCUGAGGACGAACCUGAACCUGAGGACGAGCCUGAAUCUAAAGGCCAGAAUGAAGCUGGCGAUGGGUACGAUUCCGACGAGUCUCUCAUGUCUCAGCCUGUCCAUCUUGUUGCUACCGAUGAUCCUCAAGCUGAACUGGCCAAUACCUUGCAAUCUCAGGAAGCGUUCGCUACGCAAGUCCCGCCGGCCAAGUCAUCAUUUCAUCUCCACGACCAGAUCCCCGCUCCACAAAAUACUGUGGCCCCUCCAGCGCAGCGAAAUGAGUUAUUGGGACUCCUUCAGAAACACAAAAAUGAGGAGAGGCGGCAGGAGACUGAGUCUCCUUUAGAUGCUCCGGUCAAUGGAGAAUCCAGUGUCGAAUCACCCAAGAACGUCUCCCCGGCGAAAUCGGCCCCGGCUUCCCAGCUCGCUAAUGAUGAUACCAAUUACGAAGCGACCACCAAUAAUUCGCUGGAGACACAAGAGCCAUCUGAUCAUCAAGCAUCACAAGGCAGUCGGGAUUCUUCCCACACUAGAACCUCUCCCUCACCACCCAGGGCAGAUUCCGCUCCCCAGGACAAAGGGAAUAGCAGGAAGCGCAGUGUUUCCGAGACUCUACUUCCAGCCGAUUCUGACCAUGAAUCAAGAGAGCCUUCUGCAUUAGCUGAGCUCUCCCAUCGCUCCGGAGAACAACUGAAGGAGGGUGACUCACAAACUGCGGCGCAAUCUCCGAAGAGACGUAAGCAAAACCAUACUCCCAUGGUCAAAAACUUAGACCCCUCGGAUCCUUGGGAAGGCAUGACGAAGAUUCGUCGAAGGGAUGUCAUGAUUCCCCAGGAUCAGAUGGAACUACUGGCAAAACGCGAUUGCUGGGUCCCAGCCGAACCGGGGCAGAUAACACCCCGUUGCCAUGUCCCGCCAAAGUUGCUGCAAAAAUGGAAUGAGAUGAUCUCGCGAAAAAGGUCGAGGUCCUUACCGGACAAUGUCUCGGAGGACUCACACUCGGGAAAUGCUGAAACUGCUCUUCCCUCUGUUUCCAGCCCUGCGUUGCAGCCAGAAUCAGAGUCCGAUGAGGAAUCGGAUCCAAUUCCGUGGUCUCCGAGUCCUGAACCCCCAAAGCAACUUGUGCCACCUGACAGCAGUCCCUUGCGACCACGUGAGUCUACUAGACGAUCAGAUGCCAUAGCCGUGCCUCAAGUUGCUAUCGCCGUCGAGGUACCCCCUCCGGACUCCCUUGUCGGCGAAGCUCGAAAUCGACUUUCACAGGAUGAAGUGAAUGACAGCGAAGACCGUCGCGAUGCCGCUCCUUCGCCAAAAGUCUAUGAAGCAGAGCGGGAUAUACGAAGCGACCCGUCAGAAAUGGAGGUUUCUGUUCCUUGCGCACUCGACGCCGCCUUGCAGGCGGAUAUUCACAGCCAGGUCGAAGACCAAGAAAUCACCAGUUCAGGCCCAUCAGUUCCUGCUCCUACGGCUACAGAGAAGAUACAGGUGAUUGAGACUCUGGAUGAGUGUCUUCGUUCAAAGAGGACGAACAUUGAUCACUUGUCGCCUCGAGGAAGUAUACCGCCUCAAAGUUCAUCAGAGGCCACGAAGACGUCUUCUCAAUCGAGAAUCGCAAAUUCUUACGAUAGCAACGGUCGCGCACUAGGAGCUGACCAGGACCCGUUUGCAAGGACUCAGAGCACUGUGGGUGACAAGGGCACACAGAACAGUGGGAGCGACAGACGGGACCACAUUACCAUGUCGCAUCCAGACACACAAGCCUCAGCUGAAGAAUUCCCCACCAAUUCAGGCUUCUCUUUGGAUUUCAACAUCUCAUCUCAACCAGUAGCCUCUGGUAUGUCUGGCCUUUCAGGCAUCUCAAGUGGGCCGGAACACGACUUACCAGCACCAUCCCAGCUGUUCAAGGUGAGCCAGAUAGGCCCUCAAUCACAACCAGAUGUUCCAGCUUCAAGCGUAUGCGAUGGUUCCACUCAAGACAGCUCAAGAAUGGAAAUAGAUGUGGCUUCAGUCACUUCACCACGGAAACGGCCUGCCGAUGAAGCCGCUCUGGACGAGCAGUCAUCGCCCAAGCGACCCAGACCCGCUCCGACUAGCCACAAUGAUAUUACCUCUGACAAUUAUCCUGAAAAUUUGCGAAGUGAACCAUUGCAUCAACGCAAGAGCGGGUCUCCCUCAGAUACGAAUCGUGACAAGGCGCAGGAGGUCUACGACAAGUUUAAGCGGGAUUACCCCUCGUAUACAGGCGAUUUCAACCAUUUUGCAAAGAUAUGCUCAAAACUCCAAGCGCUGCGAAACCGAGGUCUCAUGCAGAGAUCAUUUUUGUGGGACGACUUUGUCAUCCAACACCUAACCGACUACGCGCGUUAUUGGCAGCAGUGUCUCUCCGCCGUGGAAGAACCACAGAAAUAUGAAAACUACUUUUGUGAUAAGUUUGACAGGCCGGUCUCUAAGAAACGAAGUCUCACCGCGCGUGGCAUCGAGAUUGUUGCAUCGCAGUGCCCAUCCCGUGCUAGCGUUGACUCUGCUGUGCCCUUUGUGGUUCGCGGAGAAGCGAAUACGUCGUCUACCGGCAGCCUGGUAGAAAAGCUUGCAGGGCUCCGAGCACGUUCCUCCCCAAGCGCUCCUCCAAAUGAGGUGCAGGAGUCGAUGCAGGAUGCUCCUGCGGAUGACGACACGACCGAUGGUGAUACCGAUGAUGACGAUGGUGCAGGUGAAAGACACGAGACGGCCAGCAUUGAAUUAGGAGAUGAAAAUGUGCCAGUUCAUAUUUCUGGUGAAGUCGACCGUGCCACCAGACCCAUUCGCGACGUCACAAAUGAAAGUGACCGAGAUAUUGAAGAGUCAUCAGAAAGCGAGGAUGAUCACUCCGAGGAUGCAACAGAAUCGGGUUCAGGGGAAGGCGACAAGAGAAAAGGCAGGACGCUGGCCGACCUGCUUCUGGCUCCGCCUCCUCCACCGGGACCUGUUUGGUCCGACUCACCUAAUACACCCUUUAAAAUCUGGGCGCGGGCAGACCAAAACCUCUUGAUUGAGCGACGUCGCCGUGGCGGUGCAGCCAUGCCCACGGACGAAAAGGGCGUGAUCCAGCCUCCGCUGUACCCGCGUGAGGGCUGGGAAGAUGGAAUGCGCACUCUUGGAUGGAAUUGGAAACAGUCGAGGGAUUAUUCUUGA
This is a messenger RNA of Rasamsonia emersonii CBS 393.64, 3807 nucleotides long. RefSeq lists its product as uncharacterized. Lineage: Eukaryota; Fungi; Ascomycota; Eurotiomycetes; Eurotiales; Trichocomaceae. The coding region runs from base 1 to 3807 and encodes 1268 amino acids. The transcript is spliced from 2 exons. The record is from RefSeq and is a predicted model, not a curated record.